Molecule: messenger RNA, 2244 nt
Organism: Echinococcus granulosus
Lineage: Eukaryota; Metazoa; Platyhelminthes; Cestoda; Cyclophyllidea; Taeniidae
Product: Forkhead box protein F1
Exons: 3
Coding region: 1-2244 (747 amino acids)
Biological process (GO): animal organ morphogenesis; regulation of transcription by RNA polymerase II
Cellular component (GO): nucleus
Molecular function (GO): DNA-binding transcription factor activity, RNA polymerase II-specific; RNA polymerase II cis-regulatory region sequence-specific DNA binding
Source: RefSeq, a predicted model, not a curated record
AUGGCAAUGGAGGGCAAUUACUUACAGUCCCACCCCCACCCCAAUCCACAUGCUUAUUCGGGUCUCGCAGAUCACGCCACCGAUCUCACUGCCCAUGGCGUAACUUCGCACCACUCACACGGUGCAUUCCUUCUCCCUCCGGCUCCAGCCCACUACCACCACCAUCCCCAGACGCUUGGAGCCAACGACGGUGCUGCUCCUCCAGACACUACCCUCCACUAUCAUCACUGCCUUUUCUCUGAACCCUCUGUCCCAUGGGACACCUCCGCCCAGCAAGCCUUCAAUCACCAUCAGCAGCAGCAACAACAACCACAGCAACCUCAGAAUGAGAGCCAGUCAUGUUCUCAUGAAGACUUCUUCACGGAAAAACAGCCCGACCCUAUGUCAGUCUCGUAUUGGAGCGAUAAACUUCCCUCUCCUGCUUUUGGCGCCAAUUGGGAGCCGGAGGCCUACCCAGGGGCUUAUUCUCUGGCACCAAAUGACGCACCCUUCUAUCCAGAGUUUCAGAGCUCUUCACCCUUUCCACCCUUGCCUGGAGCUCAUUCGCUAAUUCCGCAACAAAGGAUAUCGUACUUCCGUGGACCCUCUCCUUCUCAGUAUGCAUUGGGUAGGUCGGUGCCUGCAGCACCCCAGAGUUACAGUGGAAUGGAAUCCUCCAGUGAUGCUUGCCUUUCCUCUAACAACACUACAGAGAGUUCUGAAGCAGUAAAUGGAAGUGGCCAUCCACAAGAGGGAGACGUUAAACCCACUCUGCCUCCGAUUGAAUACUAUUCGGACAGGCAGGAGUUCACCGAGCCUCUGAGAGAGUGCAAGGAAGUGGCGGGGAGGGCGGAAGAGGUGGAGAACGAGGAGGUAGAGGGAGAGGAGGAGGAUGGUGAGGAGGCGGAGGGGAGUGCGGUGAGUGGAGACAGAGUGAUUCAAUGUGAAGAUGACGCGGCAUUAGGACAGGAAGGGGGAUCUAAGGAAAGCAACCUGAACUUGAUUAAUGGAGGGGAUCCGAAAGGUUCACACAAGGAAUCCAGUAGUGGAAGACGUUCAGAAAAGCCGCCAUACUCCUACAUCGCGUUGAUUGCAAUGGCGAUCCGAGCCUCACCGAAUAAGCGCUGCACACUGAGUGAAAUCUAUCAGUACCUGCAUAGCAAGUACCCCUUUUUCCGCGGCAGCUAUACGGGCUGGAAGAACUCAGUGCGACACAAUCUCUCGCUGAACGAAGUGUUUAUCAAAUUACCCAAAGGAAUGGGAAGGCCGGGAAAAGGCCACUACUGGACUAUAGAUCCAACCGCAGAGUUUAUGUUCCAAGAUGGUGCCUCACGUAGAAGACCUCGAGGCUUUCGUAGGAAGUGUUCCCUCAGUUCAGCAAGCGCUGUUGCAGCUGCUGCCGCUGCGGCAGCAGUGGUGCCGAGUGGGAGUCAGGAUGGUCAAGUAUCAACCGCUCCCUUCAAUCAACUGCCAAACCCCUGCGUCCUCAUGGGGUCCGAUGUAGCCUUCUCACAGUUUCUUCUCCCUAGUAUGCACAUCUCCGCCAACUCUUCAUCCCGAAAUCCUUCCGUGGGAACUCCUCCUAAUUCUUCCAAUGAAACUGAGUUAAGGUCGACUGAGGAUGAGAGAAACGUUGCUGGGGGAGUGUUCUACACACCAAGCAGUGCUGCUGUCCCAUCAGGAGGAGCAGGAGGUAGCAACUUUUACAACGCCUCCAUGGAACAUCAGUACCAAAAUGCAGCGGCUUUCGUUCAUCAGCACUUUCCAGAGGAAGUGCAACAGCCCCUAAAGGCAGAGUCUCAGUCUCCGCACUGCGAGGGUCCAAACUCACUCUACGGGAUUCUCUCAUCGGUUAGUACCGCUGCUCCAGUCAACGCUGGAGUUGCGAUGUGGUCGGAGAAUCCGGACGCUCGGCGAUCGUUAUACUCCGCCUCUAACGAAGCGAACGCGGAAAUACAGCACAUGUUUGAUAGCAGACAAUUUAGUAUGCCGUGGAAGGCCUGGGAGCCUAGUUCAGGUGAUUGUAAACCUUCUUCACCGCAGUUUCAACCGCCUCAUCUGCCCACAAGUGCCGUUGAGUCAGCGGCGGUGGAGUCGGCGGUGGCGUCGCAAAACAGCAGCCCUGCGCCCCUCUUACAUCCACAUCUGUCACAAUCACUUCUCAUGCAAGCUUCCCCUGAGUUGAAGAACACUUCCAUACCCUGUAAUGGUGAGUUUUCGAUCCCUCUGCCUCUGUGUGUGCGUGUGCUUGUCCACCAGAUUUAA